Salvia hispanica is the source of this 2121-nucleotide messenger RNA. Lineage: Eukaryota; Viridiplantae; Streptophyta; Magnoliopsida; Lamiales; Lamiaceae. The record is from RefSeq and is a predicted model, not a curated record.
AUGGCCAAAGAGACGAUGGUCACAUAUCCACCUCACCCAAGGGUGAGGGAGAUGACCGAGAUUCUAGAGAGAAGUCGUUGGCAGAUCCUAACACCAAGAAUGGAAUCCGACACAAAUUCUACUUCGCACGUAGAUAAUCAAUCAUACUCCGAUGACGUUGUUGAGAAUACAGAUUUAAAUACACCAGAAUGCCCUAUAGAGCUUAAACCUUUUGUUGGCCGUAGCUUCCCCACAUUGGACAACGCCAUUGAGUUCUAUGAGAACUAUGGGCGUCGUGUCGGCUUUGACACAAGGAAGAACGGUUCAAAGAAGGUUGAUAAUCUCACCAUAUGGUUUUACAUGGUGUGUAACAGAGAAGAUUGUGCUGGUGCUAAUAUUGGUCCUUCACUCACUUUCAAGCUGUUGACUGAAUUGAUGGGCGGAUAUGAUUCCGUUGGGUGUACAGUGUUGGACAUCCGUAACUACACACGGGAUAUCAGAAGAUACGCUGAAGGAUAUGACGCCCAAAUGAUAAUAGACGAGAUGAAGAAGAAGAAGGAAAGUUGUGACGCCUUCACGUACGAGUAUGAGGUUGAUUCUCGUAGUCGACUGACGCAUUUAUUCUGGUGCGAUCCUAUUGCUAAGAAGAAUUUCAUGCAAUUUGGUGACAUUGUCUCGUUUGACACUACCUACUCAACGAAUAGGUACUCUAUGAUAUUUGCUCCGUUCACUGGGAAGGACAACCAUGGGCGUGCGGUGUCCUUUGGAGCUGGUUUGCUUUGUAGUGAGAGUGCAGACUCUUUUUCAUGGCUUUUCAAACAGUUUAUCAAGUGCAUGGGACUAGCUCCUAAGUUGAUAAUUACUGAUCAAGACUUGGGAAUGAAAGUAGCUGUUGAAAAUGUUCUUGUGAAUACACGUCAUAGAUGGUGCAUGUGGUACAUCAUGGCUAAAGUCGCUGAAAAGGUACCUAAAUCACUUCUUGGUAAUUCUGAUUUUAAAAAGGAUUUGAAUUCAUGUGUUUGGUCGGAGUUGAUUGAACCCACCGAGUUUGAAGACAAGUGGAAGACUGUGAUGGAGACAUAUGAACUUGAAGACGCUGAAUGGUUUGUUUCUAUGUUCGAAUCUAGAGAGUUCUGGGUUCCGGCAUACUUUAGGGACUUCCCUAACAGUUCUCUGAUAAAGACGACAUCUGUUUCUGAAUCUCAGAACAGUUUUUUUAAGAGGUAUACUCAGUGUAGGGCUAACCUUGUUAUGUUUUUAAUGAACUUCAACAAUGCUGUUGAUGCCCAACGCAACCAGUCCGCAAAGUUGGAUUAUAUGGACGUGAAUACUACCGCAAAGAUAAAAACAGAGUGGUCUGUUGAGAAGCAUGCAUCAACAAUAUUCACAGACUAUGCAUUCAAGGAAAUUCAGGAACAGAUUCUGGAGGCGUAUAACCACUGCAGCCUUAUAUCUAUAUCAAAUGAAUCAAGUCCUGAGCUUUACAAGGUAUUAGAUCAUUAUUCAAACACAUGGGAUGUAACAUUAUCCGUGGAGGAUUCUUUGUUCCAAUGUGGAUGUAAGAUGUUUUCUAGGAUCGGUCUUGUAUGCUGCCACAUCUUUCAUGUGUUGAAGAACAAAAAGAUGCGCUUGAUUCCGGAGAAUCUGAUUGGAGGUCGGUGGUUGAAAUCACCUCUAGUUAAGGCUGUGCAUGCUGUCCGAUUUGAAGAUGUAGCAACGCAUGUUUUUGUUGAUGAGAAGAAAAAUGCGCAAGCAAUUUUAUUGGGAGAGAUAUUGGGUUUGUACCAGGCUGUAUCUUUCAAUAUUGAUCAAAUUCAUGAGCUGACAUCUAUAGUUCGUGAAGCAAGACAACAGAUUUUCGCCGGCGGAGUAGUAACAUCUACAUCACAGAAGAAGAAGCUAAUUGAAGAAUUUUAUGGGGCAGAGGCACCCCAGGAAGUAGAUGUUCAACCACCUGAUGUCGUCAGCACGAAGGGAUCUGGUAGUAGACUCCCGUCAAGAGUGGAGAAGGCUUUGAAGAUUAAGAGCAAGCCUUUGCGUCAAUGCAAGAAAUGUCAGGAGUGGGGUCACCACGAUUCAAGGAAUUGCGUCAAAUUCAAAGAGAAAGAAAAACGGCGUUCAAGAAGAAAUUCUGAAGUUUGA